Blepharisma stoltei is the source of this 1419-nucleotide messenger RNA. NCBI's taxonomy places the organism in Eukaryota, Ciliophora, Heterotrichea, Heterotrichida, Blepharismidae. The record is from the annotation of a GenBank genome assembly.
AUGGAGCAAGAUCUCAAUGCACUUGUUGAUCAAGCUUAUGCUUAUAAAUGUAACUAUUACACAGCGAGAUUCGAGUAUGAGCUUGCAUUAAAUACUUUUAAACAAGCCAUUGAAAUAUUGCUUAGCUACACGAAACAAUAUACCGAUGAAAAUGAGAGAGCAAAAGCAAUAAGAGCGAUAGAUACACUAUUAAAGCAAGCAGAAUUUUGCCAAGCCCAAUUAAAUCCUAUGAUACGAGAAGAAGCUAAACGACUUGCUUAUAUACAAGCUCCAGAGCCUAAACCCCAGUCAAGUCGACAGAGCACUCAGGUUCAGCCUUCAGCAUCUCAUCCUCAACCUCAGCACCAAAGUGACGGCCCUUUGGAGGCUAUGAUAGAAAAUGAAAUUUUGGAUUCUUCAAACCCUGUUAGCUGAGACGAUAUUGCAGGCUUAGAAAACCCGAAAAGAAUGCUGCAAGAAGCAAUCAUUCAGCCAUCACUUUUUCCUCACAUCUAUACAGGACUUAGGGCACCUCCUAAAGGGAUUUUAUUAUUUGGGCCGCCUGGGACUGGAAAAACAAUGCUCGCUAAAGCAGUUGCAUCACAGGCAAAAUGCUGCUUUUUUAGCAUUUCCUCUUCAGUUCUAACUUCAAAAUUUGUAAAAUUUACUUAAUCCUCUAUUUUUAUAAAUUACUUUAAAAAAGAAGUAUCAUCUUUAUAUUGACAUUUCCAAGAAUUUUUAAAAAAAGUGAAUUAAAUUUUCUCAAAAGGGAGAUAGUAUGGAGAAGCUGAAAAACUGGUGAGAGCACUUUUUACAGUUGCAAGGAGAAGGCAGCCUUCAGUAAUUUUUAUUGAUGAAGUAGAUUCCAUUCUUUCAUCUAGAUCUGAAAGCCAGCAUGAAGCUUCAAGAAGACUUCAAACUGAGUUUUUAGUCCAAAUGGAUGGAGUUCGUGGAGAUUCUGAAGAAAGAAUUGUCCUUAUAGGUGCAACAAACAGACCUCAAGAGCUUGAUGAAGCAGUAAGAAGAAGGUUCACUAAAAGAAUAUAUACCAUUUAUUCAUGUACAAGUAAAAAUUAAUUGAUGAAUUUAUAAAAAUAAAAUUAAUCUUAUAAAGUAUAUAUUGAUUUGCCUGAUGUUCCAGCCAAAAUGUCACUAAUAAGUUCGCUUAUGAAAAAUGUGAAUAGUAAUAUAACAGAUGAUCAAACCAGAGAAUUAAUGCGGAUGACUGAAUAUUUUUCAGGAAGUGAUUUAGCAGCACUUUGUAAAGAAGCUGCAAUGGUACCACUGAGAACUUUGACAAAAGAGAUGCUUGCGCAAGGAAUUGUGCCACCAGUUACAAUUGAGUCUUUUAGGGCAGCUCUUAGAGUGAUAAGACCUUCAGUUUCGAGGGAUUCCUUAACAUUUUAUCAGAGAUGGAAUCAAGAAUUCGGGUCUAAUUAA